AUGUCACAGCAAAAUGGAGGAGGUUCUGCCUCCCUGGCGUCUAUAGAAGCAGCGCCACCCACCCACGGACUUCUGCGCACCAUCACUUCGGGUUCGCAUUCAUCAGCUUCCUCGCUCCCACACAACAUUGGCUCACCAUCAGUCCCAUCCUCGUCGAAUACGACCCGAUCGUCGAAUACCCCGUCGAGGAAGGUGGAUAUACCGCGGCUCUCAGCGGCCACAACCGAGUUACUCGCUCGAGUCACUGGGAACCUGAAAGGAACACAGCAAAGAUAUGAUAAUAAGUUUAUCCGUUGGAAUCCUCUGGCUGCAAAUCGAGUUGGAAGCAAUCCGAACAGUCACCAGAGAGGCGCUAUGAGAGCCUCUUCAACUAUUAUCGAAUUGCCUACGGCGCCGUUCACAUAUUCGAGCAAUGUGGUGCCACCUGCGGUUUCUCCAAGUACUGCUACUUCUACCGUUACCCGAGAAACUCCUUCAAAUUCUACUGAGAGCCUGCCUCAGACUACUCCAUCAACGGCUAGGCCUUUGCCUGCAGCGCCCCCAAUACCUGAAUCGCCUAAAGCAGCACUACCGCCGGCGUUGGUGUCUUUACGACCAACACAGCCUGAGGCUACUAGUUCCGCGACUAAUUCUCCACUUACAGCAAGCUCAGCAUUUAAGUCUAAAAGGCCUACGACAAACGGCUGCCGUAAGAGAAACAGUACCACGAAUGGGGCCAAGAACAAGAGACGCCGUCGCAAUAGGGACAGUGACGAUGAGAGUGUCAUUCGGGCCGGUGAUUCUAGCAGCGACGAGUCUGACAUCGCGCCGACGGCCACUCAGACCAAGUCUGGCCGACAGGUCAACCGACCUUCUUUAUAUGUGCCUCCACCUUCGGUGCCGGCUGUUGUCAAAGAGACCAGUAACUGCCUGGAGACGUCGGACAACACGCGUGGCUCUACUGAAGCGACUCGGAAACGUAAGCGCGUUCAACGCAAAGCGAAGGAUGUGUACGUCACAUGUACCCGCUGCCAGAGGGGGCAUAGCCCAUUGAGCAAUGCGAUUGUGUUCUGCGAUGAAUGCAAUGGGGCCUGGCAUCAAUUAUGCCAUGACCCUCCCAUCGGCUUAGAGGUCGUUACAGUCAAGGAGAAGGAAUGGGUUUGCGGUGAAUGCAAGCCUGUGCCGAUUACCAUUGUUCAGCCAACGGUCGUCAGGAGUAAUCCGACACUUGCGAGAGCACACCCAGUCUCAAUUCCGGCAUCCUCCUUGAUAGUACCCCGAGCCGAAGUGAGUGCGGAGGGCUACUCGGCCGAAGAGCGGCGGGGGUUUCUGUCAGGCUUGUCGCACGCAACCCUUGUUGAGCUUCUCGUGAGCAUAUCGGGGAGCAACCCCACCCUGCCAAUGUUCCCCGCGAACUUGAAGGAAUAUCGCUCUUCAAGAUUUUCGUUCCGUCCUGGUUGUUCAGCUGUGACAGAUGCUUCUACUUCUGUUCAAGUGCCUAUCGGAGAGACAAACGGCUUGACGCAUACAGCCAGUUCCAUGGAAGAAUCAACAAGGUCAUCAACGGUAGUUGCGGCGGGUGAUUCAACGGUGCCGUUGUCUCGAACAAGAUAUGAGGAGCUUUCCGAUGAAGAAUCAGAGUAUGAGUUUCAAGAACAUCGUCUGUAUCCUCGCGCAGGAAACGGCUUCCGGCUGCCAGUCGGUUUGGAUGACAUGGACAUCCUCAGCGAGGACCCUGCUUGUCCGACAUUUAGCUACUCAUUGCAUGGGCCUGCUCAAGUCCGGGCUCAGAUGAAACAGAGCGUGCCGGUUUGGGGUUCGUGA
Messenger RNA from Aspergillus homomorphus CBS 101889, 1803 nucleotides. RefSeq names its product putative PHD finger domain protein. The record is from RefSeq and is a predicted model, not a curated record. Gene Ontology annotation, biological process: regulation of DNA-templated transcription; chromatin organization. Gene Ontology annotation, molecular function: DNA binding; chromatin binding. Bases 1 to 1803 code for a protein of 600 amino acids. NCBI's taxonomy places the organism in Eukaryota, Fungi, Ascomycota, Eurotiomycetes, Eurotiales, Aspergillaceae. Gene Ontology annotation, cellular component: nucleus. The transcript has 3 exons.